Molecule: messenger RNA, 2615 nt
Organism: Helicoverpa armigera (cotton bollworm)
Lineage: Eukaryota; Metazoa; Arthropoda; Insecta; Lepidoptera; Noctuidae
Exons: 2
Coding region: 560-1528 (322 amino acids)
Source: RefSeq, a predicted model, not a curated record
AAUGGUUAGAAAUUAAAGAACUUUCAGAGUGGCUAGUUUCAGACACAGUUAAAGGCACAAUCAGUGCAAAAUGCAAAUACUGUCAAACUACGUUACCCAACCACAAGCCGCACUUGAUACGACACUCUGAAACUGAUAAACACAAAUCAAUAAUGAAAGCCAUUAAAUCCACAUCAAAUAUUAAAGAAUCAUUAAAACCAUCAGAUGAAGAUCUCUCAGUAAAAAGAGGUGAGCUUAAAAUUGCUGCAAUGCUGGCUACAAAUAAUUUACCAUUCCUCUUAUCAGACACUCUAGUUAGCUUAAUAGCGGACAUUUGCCCCGAUUCGAAAAUUGCUCAGAAGAUGAAGAUGGGUCGUACGAAAGCAACAGCAGUUGUAACACAAAUUUUAGGGCCCAGUCUUCAAAGUACUUUGCAUGAUUAUUUAAAACAACCCGGUAAUUUCUUUUGCCUAAUAAUGGACGAAACAACUGAUGUUGGCACAAAAAAACAAUGUGCGAUGACAGUGAUAUAUUGUGACAAAGAAUUUAAAAUAAAACAGAAUUCUUCGAUUUGCUGGAAAUGGCCUCAGGUACGGCUGAUGACUUGUAUAACGCAUUAAUACAGAGCGUUGAAACUAAAAAUAUCCCACUAGAAAACUUAGUGGGAUUUUCUUCAGACACGACGAACGUGAUGGUCGGCGAAUAUAAUUCUGUGUUCGCCAAAUUGAAAGAAAGACUUCCUAACAUAGUGUGUGUCCGCUGCUCUUGCCAUAUGAUUCAUUUGGCUGCCUCCAAAGCUUGUCUACAACUGCCAAAAUCAGUAGAAGAUAUGUUACGGAACAUUGGCUCCCAUUUCAGCCGCAGCCACAACCGACAACAGAAGCUUGCAGAAAUGCAACGCUUCUACCAAACACAAAUUCAUCAGAUUCUUUUGCCGGCAACAACCCGGUGGCUUUCUUUAAAGGCAUGUGUCGACCGAACGCUGGAACAGUAUCCUGCACUGGAAGCCUAUUUCAGACUUGAAAUAGUGGAAGAUCCGUCCAGAAUAACUGAAAGUAUCAUUUUCAGUUUGCGUAACCAGUUUACAAAAUUUUAUCUCGAGUUCAUGGCAUAUGUGCUAGACCUGCUAAAUGACUUCAAUAUUACUUUUCAGUCUGAAUCGCCAUUACUUCAUAAACUGAAACCUGCCGUAGAAGGGCUCAUCCGCACAAUUGCAAGUAACUUCAUUGAUUUACAUCACGUCAAAAACACGCCUCCUCUAGAGAUCGAACAUAAAAACCCAAGGUUGUACUUGCCUUUGGAAAAUUUGUACCUUGGUGUUUCUGUGGACUCAAGCCUCAAGGAGGUUCAAAAUGAUGUUAGAAAAGAGGACCUGGAAAGAUUCAAACUAGAUUGCCUGGCAUUUUAUGUUGAAGUAAUAGAACAAAUAAAACAAAGAUUUAUAUUUACAGACCCAAUAUAUGACAUAAUCCAAAUAGUCGAACCAAAAAUUAUAAAAUCGUUUGAUCCACAAAUGAUAACUUCAAUUUUAAACAGAUUUCCUUUUUAGCCCCACAUAUCUGAAUAAAAGUGCAUUAAUAAACGAAUGGCGGGAGUACUGUUUAUUAGAUCUGGCAAGUGUGGACGACAGUAUAUCGAUUCAAAUGAAUGCUGCUGAUUUUUGGACAAAAGUAUUUAAAUUAAAGGACAUAGCUGGUACAGAAAAAUUCAAAAAUUUGAAAAUCCUGAUAGGAUUUCUAUUAAUUCUGCCUUUUCUAAUGCCUCAGUGGAAAGAGUAUUUAGCAAACUAAAGCUGAUAAAGACUGAACAUCGGAAUCGUCUCAAUACCGAAACUAUUGCUGCAUUAAUGGCUAUUAGUUCAUCUAUACAGCAACAAGAUUGAAAUGAAAACUAUUAACUUGCAUUGAGCAUGGGUGCAGGCUAAGUAUUAAGUAUUUUGGAAUGAAGCAAAGCAUAUCUACAAACGGAAUGACACAUAUCCAAACUAUUGGAGCUUCAAGCAUGUAUUAGCAAGUUAUUUAUUUAUAAACUCGUGGUAAGUCAAAUUAUUAUUUUACAAUUACAGUCUGUUGAGAAACUAAUAGAAAAUAAUGAGACUCAUACUUUCUUCGACUUUCUGUCACAUUUGACACUAAAAUAUGGACACAAAUUAUUUAGAUGGGAUUUUCUUAGUUCCUAAAACAUUAUUUUCAUAAUUUUUUUGACAAACAACUUGUUUUCGCUGUAGGAUAUGAGUAGACUAUAGCAUUUUUCAACAUUUUAGCAAAACCGUACUACUAUGAUAAAUUAUUAUCAAAAAAAUUUUUAAUUCACUGCAUCAUUAACGAAUAUAAUGACUUUACUCCUUUCCGUAACUCUAUAUUGAUUUAUAACCUCAUUUCUCUAAUUGAUUUACGAAUGAAUUUGUUCGAUAUUGGCAAUCGGUAAUAAUGUUCUACUUUACCAUAUCGUUCUGAACAUUCGAUUCCCUAUCGCUUUUUUUCCAACCUAUGGUCGCAGACAGCCAACUCGAAGAAAAAUAAAACUGAUCUAGUUCUUGCAGAAGUAUCCCGACCUAACCGUACCUUGAAGUUAAAAACCGUACCUUUUUAGAAAGCCAACCAUCCUUUUUUGGGAAAUCAUACUGGCAACACUGC